Salarias fasciatus (jewelled blenny) is the source of this 627-nucleotide messenger RNA. It is a transcript of the gene rab38c, whose product is annotated as RAB38c, member of RAS oncogene family. Gene Ontology annotation, molecular function: GTPase activity; GTP binding. Gene Ontology annotation, biological process: phagosome-lysosome fusion; endosome to lysosome transport. The coding region runs from base 1 to 627 and encodes 208 amino acids. The record is from RefSeq and is a predicted model, not a curated record. Gene Ontology annotation, cellular component: late endosome; phagocytic vesicle; trans-Golgi network. Lineage: Eukaryota; Metazoa; Chordata; Actinopteri; Blenniiformes; Blenniidae. The transcript has 4 exons.
AUGCAGCAGGAGCUCCUCUUCAAAGUGCUGGUGAUCGGGGACCUCGGGGUGGGAAAGACCUCCAUCAUCAAGCGCUACGUGCACCAGAUCUUCUCCCAGCACUACCGGGCCACCAUCGGGGUGGACUUCGCCCUGAAGGUGCUGCAGUGGGACUCCGACACCGUGGUGCGUCUGCAGCUGUGGGACAUCGCAGGACAGGAGCGCUACGGGAACAUGACUCGGGUCUACUACCGGGAGGCGGUGGGAGCUCUGGUGGUGUUCGACGUGACGCGGGCCUCCACCUUCGACGCCGUGCUGAAGUGGAAGGACGACCUGGACUCUAAGGUGACUCUGAACCACAGGAGGCCGGUUCCCGCCGUGCUCCUGGCCAACAAGUCGGACCAGCUGGCGUCCCAGCAGCCCAAACUGGACUCCUUCUGCAGGGAGAACGGCUUCGUGGGCUGGUUCGAGACCUCCGCUAAGGAAAACACCAACAUCGAGGAGGCGGCCCGCUGCCUGGUGGAGCACAUCCUGAACAACGAGGAGUGUCCAGCGGUGGUGGAGCGAGACCCCGGCUCCCUCAUCCUGUCCGGAUUCAGCAGCAGCGCCAAGGAGCACCUCAACUGCUCGUCAUGUGUGAAGUGGUGA